AUGUCAAAAUCUAGCGAUGCUGUUGAGGGAGGGGGAAACAAUAUGAAAAAGGAACCUGGAGCACUCCCAUUCAUGAAAUACAGAUUGAAUCAGAGCUCUGGCCCAAAAGAGGUCGACAACAGUGUUCAAGUGAUGGAGAGAAAAAUCACAGAUGAGAAAUACGGCUUCCCCGUGAAACCUGUGUUUGUCAGUCGAGUUCCAACCGAGUUCCAUCGGAGUCAAAUGCACAAAUACACCAAGUCUCAAAGAUUCCUAUAA
Molecule: messenger RNA, 258 nt
Organism: Penicillium oxalicum
Lineage: Eukaryota; Fungi; Ascomycota; Eurotiomycetes; Eurotiales; Aspergillaceae
Exons: 1
Coding region: 1-258 (85 amino acids)
Source: RefSeq, a predicted model, not a curated record